Striga asiatica is the source of this 1101-nucleotide messenger RNA. The record is from the annotation of a GenBank genome assembly. Lineage: Eukaryota; Viridiplantae; Streptophyta; Magnoliopsida; Lamiales; Orobanchaceae.
CGAGACACAUACAAAGCAAAAGGGCAAAGUCCCAUUCAAUCUUUUCUGAAACCCCAGCAAAAUUUCAUCUUUCUUUCUAGUGUGCGAUUGUUUCCAUCUCUUGAUCUGAAACCAUCAUGACCAAACAACAAGCAAACUGGUCUCCUUACGACAACAAUGGAGGGACGUGCGUCGCGAUUGCCGGAGCUGACUACUGUGUGAUUGCAGCCGACACUCGAAUGUCCACUGGAUACAGUAUUCUCACUCGCGACUACUCCAAGAUUAGUCAGCUAGCCGACAAAUCCGUGAUGGCGUCUUCAGGUUUUCAGGCUGAUGUUAAAGCUCUGCAAAAGGUCUUGGCUGCCAGACACUUGAUUUACCAGCACCAACAUAACAAGCAAAUGAGCUGCCCAGCCAUGGCUCAACUGCUGUCUAACACCCUGUACUACAAACGUUUCUUCCCAUAUUAUGCUUUUAAUGUCCUGGGUGGCCUUGACAGUGAGGGAAAAGGCUGUGUCUUUACAUAUGAUGCUGUUGGAUCUUAUGAGAGGGUGGGGUACAGUGCCCAAGGUUCUGGUGCUACUCUUAUCACGCCAUUCUUGGACAACCAGCUCAAGUCUCCAAGUCCUCUAUUAUUGCCUGCCAAGGAUGCGGUGACUCCACUUUCUGAAUCAGAAGCCAUCGACUUGGUGAAAACUUGUUUUGCAUCAGCUACAGAAAGAGAUAUAUACACGGGAGACAAGCUAGAAGUACUCGUACUGAACGCCAGUGGUAUACGCCGUGAGUUCAUGGAGCUUAGGAAAGACUAAUUUCAAACAUUUGGCUUCUUUUGCUCCAUCUAUUUAUUUAUAUCAUGAAUUGGGAGAUGAUGAACCAGUUUGUAUUUUGUUGUCUUAGAGCACUUCAAAAGUUCAACUGCCCUUGUUACCUCCAAUUUGAAUUAACAACUGCUUGUGUUUUAACUUUAUUGGGUUAUUUAACUAGUAACUAUUCCAGUGCCUGUGGGACAUGACACAUAUUUACUGGAAAUUUUAUCAUUAAUGAAUGUUUGAAUUGUCAUAUAUAUGCACUUUUACAACCCGGUUCUAGUUUUGAACCAAAAUUUAGGUGAGAAGUAGUCCA